AUGGGCACCCUGAGCGAUAUUUUAAAGAGGAAAUAUUCUUCGAAGUCGGUGGUCAGAUAUCGGACAGACGUUUCAGAUCACGAGCACAAUCCAAACGGUAUUCUGUCCAACCUUGCCCUCCUCUUGGCAAUGCGUCUUUUCCCUGAGGAAGAGGUAUACAGCAGAGAUCGAGAACACCAUCCGUUUCGCAAAGCUAUCUUCAUGGCUAUUCGUCUGAUGCUUAAACAUGAUUUGGUUCAACUUACACACGACCGAAGCUUCCGUCAUGACAUAGCGAUUGCGAGGCAACUUUUGCGCUGUGGUCUGAUCGAGGACGAGAUAAACUCAGUUCCGACCAGACUCACCUUGGCUAAUCACGACUUUCGUCAAGAUAGGCUACCUACGUUAUUUGGUGAUAAAUUUUGGUACCAAAUGGUUCGGUGUGAGCCUCAGUCUUCCUUCAGAUCUCUUCCUCUCCAGCUAGAAAUCCUUGACGUAGGCCCAUAUCUUUCAUGA
Puccinia triticina is the source of this 495-nucleotide messenger RNA. RefSeq lists its product as uncharacterized. The record is from RefSeq and is a predicted model, not a curated record. Bases 1 to 495 code for a protein of 164 amino acids. The transcript has a single exon. Lineage: Eukaryota; Fungi; Basidiomycota; Pucciniomycetes; Pucciniales; Pucciniaceae.